Lepus europaeus (European hare) is the source of this 1344-nucleotide messenger RNA. RefSeq names its product vomeronasal type-1 receptor 1-like. Gene Ontology annotation, biological process: G protein-coupled receptor signaling pathway. Lineage: Eukaryota; Metazoa; Chordata; Mammalia; Lagomorpha; Leporidae. The record is from RefSeq and is a predicted model, not a curated record. Gene Ontology annotation, molecular function: pheromone receptor activity. Gene Ontology annotation, cellular component: membrane. The coding region runs from base 249 to 1187 and encodes 312 amino acids. The transcript has a single exon.
GCUGGAUUGGAAGUGGAGUAGCCAGGUCUCAAUAUGGGAUGCUGGUGCUUCAGAUGGAAGUUUACUCGCUACAGCACCAGCUCUUAAGCACAAAAUUUUAAUUCCUGGUUAAAGUGAGAAAAUAUAAUUCAGAUAAGAACCAACGCUGAAAACUGUCUCCAGUGAUGGAAAGACUUUUUUUUUUUCCUUUUAUCUCUACUGACUUCUCUGACUGCAAUUAAAGUUAGCAUCUCCUAGGUUUGGAAGCAAUGGCUUCUGGAAAGUUGGAAAUAGGGAUUGUCUUCUUUGUUCAAACUGCAGUUGGGAUCUUGGGGAAUCUCUUCCUUCUUUGUUUUUAUAAUUUCACCUUGCUCACUGGUCACAAGUUGAGACCCACAGACCUGAUUCUCAACCAGCUGACCUUAGCCAAUUCUUUGGUCCUUUUCUCCAAAGGAAUACCUCAAACAAUGGCAGCUUUUGGAUUGAAAUAUUUCCUGGAUGACACUGGAUGUAAACUUGUGUUUUAUAGUCACAGGCUAGCCACGGGGGUUUCCUUCAGCACUAUCUGCCUCCUCAAUGGAUUCCAGGCCAUUAAGAUUGACUCCAGUGUAUGCAAGUGGAUGGCAUUCAGAUUCAGAUCCCUGAAGUUCAUUGGCUUCUGCUGUUUCCUCUGCUGGAUCCCACAUCUCCUGCUAAGCACAUGUAUUCUUGUAAUAGUGAAUGGUCCACUGGAUAGCAGAAGCCGCCGGGAGGGAAAUAGCUCUGCAUACUGUUCCUGGACAAUGCCGGAGAACAGCUCAGUGUACACAGUCAUAUAUUUUUCCCCUGAUUUUAUGAGUUUGGCCUUCAUGCUCUGGGCUAGUGGUACUGUGGUCUUUGUCUUACACAGACACAAGAAGCAGGUCCAGCACAUCCAUAGCCACAGACACUCUUCUAGACCCUCCCCCGAGGCCAGGGCCACGUGGACCGUCAUGAUCCUGGUGAGCUCGUUUUUCUCUUUUUACUCAGUCUACACCAUCAUGACCGUUUGGAUGACUUUAGUGGCAAACCCUGGCCAGUGGAUGGUGAACAGCUCUGUGCUUGUGUCAUCAUGUUUUGUGGCAUUCGCUCCUUUUGUGCUCAUCAUCAGUGAUACCCGUGUACAUCAGUUCUGCUCUGCCUGCUUGCCAAGGAGAACAAGUUUUCCUAAUCUGGUUGCUGUGUCAUGAGUCUAUUCUCUGGAAUUCAGUUACUGAUUUCAACAAUUGCUAAUAUUCAGGGACUCUUAAGUGCUAGUGAUUUAUAAUGUCAAAGCAAGCAUGGGUAGUACUGUCCCUGUCCACAGGGAUCUUACAAACAGGCCUGAAAAUCAACACUGUGUGUACU